This is a messenger RNA of Homo sapiens (human), 5952 nucleotides long. It is a transcript of the gene HAPSTR1, whose product is annotated as HUWE1 associated protein modifying stress responses. Bases 402 to 1229 code for a protein of 275 amino acids. Gene Ontology annotation, cellular component: nucleus; cytoplasm. The record is from RefSeq and is marked validated. Lineage: Eukaryota; Metazoa; Chordata; Mammalia; Primates; Hominidae. The transcript has 4 exons.
GCUCAGUCUUGGGGUGGGCUCCGCGGUGCAGGCCGAGCUGCGCGGAGGGCUCGGCGAUCAGCGGCGGCGGCGGCAGUGGGGAGGCCGCAGCGCCAUGGGGGGGCGUUAGACAGGCUGCGGCGGCCGAGGCGAGGGGCGGCAGCGGUUAUCUGGUCCGCGGCGACCUUCGGCCGGGCCCGGGGGUGGGAAGGCCUGGGGCGGGGGUCGUCCCUGGUUGCACGGGGCCGCGGGGCGGGGCUCGCCGGCCGUCGGGGUGCAGGAGGCCUGGGCCGCUGAAAGGAGAAGGCGCCGUCGGUCGCCAGGCCCUGCCGCCGGGCCGCUUGACGACGACGCUCCCGCGGGGGCCCCGCCUGAGGAGGACGCGGCGGCGGUGGCGGCGAGGCCGCGGGAGGCCGCGGAGGAUGGAGGAGCGGAAGGAGGAGGGCGAGGCCGAGAUCCAGGAGCACGGGCCCGAGCACUGGUUCUCCAAGUGGGAGCGGCAGUGCCUGGCCGAGGCCGAACAGGACGAGCAGCUGCCCCCCGAGCUGCAGGAGGAGGCGGCGGCCGCCGCGCAGCCCGAGCACAAGCAGCAGAAGCUGUGGCACCUCUUCCAGAACUCGGCCACCGCCGUGGCCCAGCUCUACAAAGACCGAGUGUGUCAGCAGCCAGGACUUUCUCUCUGGGUCCCCUUCCAAAACGCAGCCACCGCCGUCACCAAUCUCUACAAAGAAAGCGUGGAUACCCAUCAACGAAGUUUUGAUAUUGGAAUUCAGAUUGGCUAUCAGCGACGCAAUAAGGAUGUGUUGGCUUGGGUUAAAAAACGCAGAAGAACUAUUCGUCGAGAAGAUUUGAUCAGCUUCCUGUGUGGAAAAGUUCCUCCACCACGAAACUCUAGAGCUCCCCCAAGACUGACUGUAGUGUCCCCUAACCGAGCUACUUCAACGGAAACUAGCUCAUCUGUAGAGACUGAUUUGCAACCCUUCCGGGAAGCCAUAGCUCUGCAUGGUCUUAGUGGUGCAAUGGCUAGUAUAAGCGUGCGUUCGAGUACCCCAGGCUCUCCUACACAUGUAAGCAGUGGAUCGAAUGCUAGUCGAAGGAGAAAUGGACUCCAUGAUGUCGAUUUGAACACUUUCAUAUCAGAAGAAAUGGCACUCCACUUGGACAAUGGUGGAACUAGAAAGCGUACCUCAGCCCAGUGUGGCGAUGUCAUUACAGACUCACCAACCCAUAAACGCAACAGAAUGAUCUAAACUGCAAACAUUUUCACACCCACCAUGCUGCUUGAAAGCCACUUGAUCCUCAACAUAUACUAUAAUUGCAAAGGAAACAUGAGGCCAUCUUCCCUUGUUCACUGUUUAAGACAAGUGAAUUCUAUAGUGGUUGCCAUAAAAGGAAGUUCUAGGUAUUUAUAGUAGAUGCCUCUUGUAAUUAUGGCUUUCUUAAAACUAUAAUCCUAGCAGAGGACAUCAGAUAUUGUGUAGUCGUUAGCAAGAUCAUCAUAGGCAAACAUAUAUCCGUUCCAAGGCUAAAAGUGACCUUAACUGUAUUUAUUCUCAAAGGGAAAGGAAAUAUCAGAUGUUUAUUUGGUUAUAGAAUGCUUUUUUUUUUUUUGGGUCCAUUUCCUGCUGUGUUGAGUAUUUUGCUUCAACAGUAUUGCCAGGUUCCUAAAAUUGUCUAAAAACAUGAUUUGGCUUCCAUUUUUGCAGCUGCACUGUACCAUGCACCUGGUUUCUAUAUAGUAACAGUGUGCAAUUCUAAUUAUUGGACUGUGCCCUGUUUUUAGUUUUCAAAUCAAUUUCUAAUUCUGGUGAUUGUGUGAUGUAAAGAGGUGCUAUGAUGGUCAUGCAAUUAAUACUAAAUAUUGAAUCAAUGCCCAGAGCUUUAUUGGAUUCACUUUGUGUGUGUUAGUGCUCUAAAGUAGCAGUAUUAUUAUUAAACUGUCCCCAGAGUAACCCUGUAGGCCUAAAGUACUCAGUUUUAAGACAAACACUACUUCCCAUGCGGGGUACUUUCCUUAUGGUAAAUGUAAACAUGUAGACUGCAUUCGAGGUGACCUAAAGUAGAGAGGUCAUGAACUUUGAGAAUGGGCUUCCUUUUUGGUUCAGUAUUAGUGAGAGGGAGAGGGAGAUGGAUGGUGGGGUAGGUUUUCUAGUCUAUCAUUUUACAUUUUUCAUGGAGUCCCUGCUUAGUGCAGUUUCCAUUGGAAUGGGUGGAAGAUGAUAAAGCUCUCUUUUUUAUCUACUAAUAAUGUGAUUGCAACUUAAAAUAGCAAAACCCAACUCUCCCUGUCCCUCCAAUCCCUCUCCUAAAAAGUUCAGUUUGGAAUCUCAUUCUGGAAAAGAUGGAAUCGCAUGGAGAUUCUCUAGCUGUUAGGUAGACCUAAAUAAAAAGUUCUCAAUAGAUUCCUCUUUUGAGUAAAUAUAAGACCUCUUGUAGCUACAAUGUUUUAGAGCAUGUUUCAUCUUCAUUUUUAAUAUCCUGAACUGAAUGAUAGUGUUUUUUUAGAUGAAGAACUGAUGUCAGCCUGCCAGGUACUGUAAUUUAUUCUAUCAUAUUAUUAUAUUAUAUAUCAAGUAGGACAGUGAAAAAUGUUUCCUUGCAAACUUGUAGUCCAGUAUCAGUUACUUCCUAUUUUUAUCCUUAAAAGACCAUUGCAAAUCAGUGUAAGGGUUUUUCCAGUAAUUACUCACAGCACUUUGUUAAAGUUUGCAAUUUCUUCAGCCAUUUAAUAAUAUCUUUCUGUGAAGAAACUUUGCUGAGUUAACCAUAAAUGUUCAUUCAUUGACUGGGUGGGAUGUGAAUGGAAUGUUAGAAAUGUUGUGUGAAUUGAAGUUCUGUAUUCAUUAUAGAUGUAGCCCUUAUUUAAAAAAGUGAAUUCCAUACUAAAACUAGGAAUGAAAGUGAGAGAUUUCUAAACUUUUGCGAAAGUGGGUCAUUUUUUGUUUGACUAUAAUAGCAGGAAGAAUUAUAGCAAUCUGUCAUUUUACCUGAAACAGACAAGCCUAUGUAUUAUGAAUACUUUCAAGCUUCCCUUUGGAAUAUACAAGACAUGCGUUUGGAGUUACCUUUGUUUUUCUAUCGUAAAUUUAGAUUCUGGAAUUGGGGUUUGGUGGUGCAAUGUGUUGCUCACAAGUGGCCAGAACUCCUAUUCCUAAAAGGAUUUUGAGAUGGAGGAACACAUAUUUAAUUCCCCUUUAUGCCUUGGUUCUUGCUCCUCUUUCCACGUUGGAUAACAAUUUUUUGGUUGUUUUGUUUAAGUUGGUGCUCUGAAGCUUAAUCUCAGUACCCUUUACUCUGAAUUGUCAAAUUUUGAUAAAACGUGCCAUUUUCUUUGGUAAGAGAAAGCAGGUCUUAAUGUCUGCCAGAACACAAUUUAUAUGCCUUAUUGGCUUCAUUAAACUUUUAGAAAACUUUAGCAUUUGUUACUUUUUUCCAUUGCGUUUACUUUCAAAUGCACCUAAUGAAUUUGUCACCCAGUCGCAACUUUUCCCUUCUCUGUCCCAUUGCUUUCUCCUUUCCCCGACGCACAGAAUAAACAUGAAGCUCAGCAGUAGAAGCGUAAUGAUUUCCCUCAGGAAAAACUUCUGACAGCUAGGUUUUUCAAGGGUUUCCCUGUGCUAGCUGAGAUGCAAAACAAAUCAUGGAAGAUUGCAUACCUGUGUGGUAUUUUAAAAACAAGUUGACUUUUUCAGUUUCUUGAACGGUUAAGGGUGGAUUUAAAAACUAGACAGUUUAGUUUUGGGGAACAGAAGCUCUCUUCGUCUUAAGCCAGAUUCUCUGAUUCUUUUAGACGUCAUAGCUCCUUAGUUCUGCUCCUGUCGCCCUAACUUGGCAUGGGCAAGUUGAAGUUCAUCCUUAGACUGCAGCGUUCUGAGCAUGGCUGAAGUAUUAAAAUGUUUAAUAUUUUUUAGAGCAAAAUUGUUGGAAAGCAUUUGGCUGAAUCUAAAGACCUGCAGUCAGAUUCUUCAAUGUGGUUUACCCAACUGGAGUAGUGAUAAACACCUUAAUCAUAAAAUGAAUAAAAACAAAAAAACCAUGGGGCUUGUCUGCAGUUUUGUUUUGGUCAUCACAUCUGAAUAACUUUUUGAUGCAAUCAAAUGAAGUUUAGGCUUUUAAAAAAGAAUUAGCUUUCUAAAUGUUUUUUUCUAAGGGCUACUGGAACUCAUUAAACUCGAAUAAUUGUGGCUUUGGGCCUGAAGAUUUCCAUUCAACAGUGAAAACUGGCUAACUUCCUUUAUAGUGAGAGGGAUGGCCAACAUCCAACCCAGAGGGCUAGUCAGCCUCAGAGGCCAGUGCAAGACGCCAAGAGAUGAUUUUGAAAUGGGGCCAUAAGUUUAGAAAAUUAUGAACAGAAUGAUUGAGUUUUUGGCCUGGCUACUACCUCUAGUGGUGACUACGUCAGCAGAUUAAUCUCAUUGCAUUUUACUUUAUGUAGUAUGUUGUAACCUGGUGCUUCAUUCAUUAGAUUGGUGACUGAGGUAUUUAGUCAUGGUGAGGAUGGGAAUCUUCAGAGAUACAUUCUGGAUUUGUGGAAUAAAGUGACUAGAAAGGUUCUUCCAGAGCAACCCCUUGUUUAAAGUUAUAAGUGUUUAUGGUACCUGCUACCCCUUCUGGAAAGUUGUCGGCUUUGAUGGUUUAGAUGACCUUACCCCAUAAGGCCAGCUUCUAGCCUCCCUUUGGAAUAUUUGAGGUGUGUGAUGUUUUAGUGGGGGCAGCAUUUGAGAGACGAGCAGGCCCGAGCACCCAGGCUGGCUGUCAGACCGUGUGUUGUGCUGUUGGGUUUGAUGGGAUGAGAUAUCCAGGGUUUUACUUCCUAUAAUGGGAUCUGCAGGCUCCUUGUGAAGUUCAGUUAGACAGUAGCCUGUGACGUAGCAAGUCAAGUUUUCGAUGGCCCCUCAUUUUUUUUUUAUUUAGUGCUUAAAAAAAAGAUUUAAAACAGCAAAAAUCAAGCCACACAGCAGCUUAUAGUAUAUACAGGUCUUUUAUACAUUAGAAGUAAUAUGGUGAAAUCUUUUUUUUUUUUUUUUUUUUUUGUGAUGGAGUUUCACUCUCUCACCCAGGCUGGAGUGCAGUGGCACGAUCUUGGCUCACCACAACCUCUGCCUCCUGGGUUCAAGCAAUUUUCAUGCCUCAGCCUCCCGAGUAGCUGGUAUUACAGGUGCCUGCCACCACACCUGGCUAUUUUUUGUAUUUUUGUUAGAUACGGGGUUUCAAAUAUGGUGAAAUCUUGUGACAGAAUAGUAUUCCCUUGUACAGAUAAGCCUUGAUGCAGGUUACAGAUUUUUUAUAAUUAGUAAUGCAGCAGUGGAGUGUUUUCUUUUUCUUGUUUUUUGAGAUGGAGUCUCUGUCGCUGGAGUGCGGUGGUGCGAUCCCAGCUCACCGCAAUCUCUGCCUCCCGGGUUCAAGCGAUUCUCCUGCCUAUAACUACAGGUGUGCGCCACCACGCCCAGCUAAUUUAAUUUUGAAUUUUUAGUAGAGACGGGAUUUCACCAUGUUGGCCAGGCCAGUCUUGAAUUCCUGACCUUAAGUGAUCUGCCCGCCUUGGCCUCCCCAAGUGCUGGGAUUACAGGCAUGAGACACUGCGCCUGGCCUAUGUUUUAAGUUUCUCUAUGACAAAUUUCUGUAGAUGAACUAUCUGGGUCAAAAAAAUUCAUCUAUAAAAUACUGAUGGGUCUUGCCAAAGUACCUUCUGCAAGGUACCAGUUAAUACUUCCAUCAGAAAGUAAGAGCGCCUGUUCCCUUACAUCGUAGCCAGUGUUGGGUAUUUAUACUUCCUUUGGCAGAAGUGACCUUUCAGUUUUAAUCUGUUUUUUACCUGCUCGUAUGAAGGAAGACUUUUUGCUUGAUAUCACGUGGGUUUGAAUGCUGACUCUACUACCAGGUCUGGGAACCUAGGUAAGUUUGCCUCUCUGGGCUGUUUUCUCAUCUGUGAAAUAAAUAGAAAACAUAGAAAAAUAAAUUAAAAAAUGUGAA